Choloepus didactylus (southern two-toed sloth) is the source of this 1325-nucleotide messenger RNA. RefSeq names its product biogenesis of lysosome-related organelles complex 1 subunit 6-like. Gene Ontology annotation, cellular component: extrinsic component of membrane; transport vesicle; BLOC-1 complex. The coding region runs from base 80 to 598 and encodes 172 amino acids. Lineage: Eukaryota; Metazoa; Chordata; Mammalia; Pilosa; Megalonychidae. Gene Ontology annotation, biological process: intracellular transport. The record is from RefSeq and is a predicted model, not a curated record. The transcript has a single exon.
UAAAAGUCUUUCCGGGUGCCGCUUUUCUGCUUCUGACGGUCUAGCGGCCUGCCCCUCCCCUGUUCCCAGCAGGACAGGCAUGAAUGUCCCUGGGCCACCGCCCCUGGACGGGGUCCUGGCAGGAACCCCUGACGGCCUCGGGGUCGGGGAGACUACUCCGGGUUUAAAUGACAUCUCUCCAGAUGAAGGGUUAAUAGACGACUUUAGUGCAGAAGACAAAGCUGUGGAGCAACUGGCAGAAGGAUUACUUUCUCAUUAUUUGCCAGAUCUGCAGAGAUCAAAACAAGCCCUCCAGGAACUUACACAAAACCAAGUUGUAUUAUUAGAUACACUGGAACAAGAGAUUUCAAAAUUUAAAGAAUGUCAUUCUAUGUUGGAUAUUAAUGCUUUGUUCACUGAAGCUAAACACUAUCAUACCAAGUUGGUGAAUAUAAGAAAAGAGAUGCUGAUGCUUCAUGAAAAGACAUCAAAGUUAAAAAAAAGAGCACUUAAACUGCAGCAGAAGAGGCAGAAGGAAGAGUUGGAAAGGGAGCAGCAACGAGAAAAGGAAAUUGAAAGAGAAAAGCAGUUAACUGCCAAACCAGCUAAAAGGACAUGAAAGGUUGACUGUGUCUGUGUUUGUGUUUUCUUUCCCAACCCCAAAUUUUUUGGAUUUAAGAUGACCUAAGUGUAGAAUGAUGUUAAGGUAGUGCCUUAUACCAUUGUGUUAGGUUUUAAAAUCCAUUUCUCAGCAUUGCUGGGUCUCUAUAUCUUCAUUUCAGCCAUUCAACAAGACUUCUGUCUAUGUAGCAGACAUAAUGUUACUUGGUUUUUAUAUUUAUAUAUAUAUUUUUUUCAACUUUUGUUUUACUUAAUUCUAAAUUUCAUUAUUUUGGCCUUGAAUCAUUUAUAAACUGGAAAAUGGUUUGAUUGUUGUAACAAUCUGCUCUACAUGGUUAAAAAUUAGUAUAAAAUUUUUGGCUUCUUAACAGGUGUAAAUUUAAAAGUUCCAGUUUCGCAUUUUAGGAGUUGACUUGCCUUUCUGGUAAUACAACAUUGGUUUUUGGUAAUUGCCUUUCCAUGUCUUAGUUAAGAAGAAAUGCCAACGUUUAAACACAUGUGCCACUGGAAUAGAGGUGGUAUAGGCCUUUGUGAAGAACGUGAAGGAAAAGUGGGCGCACGUGAAAUAACAGCAUCUUAGAGGUAGGGUAAGUGAGCAAGAUGCCAAAUAGCUUCCACUAACCUUAUGCUCUGUCUGCUUCCUGGAGUCUGAAACCACAGUUCACCUUCUUGUUGUUACUUAGUUCUUACAUAGCUUCUGGGUUCAAAGUAGAUUACAUCUAUCC